UUAACUAUGGAUCCCCAUAACAGUGCCCAGGAUGUACACCGAUGUGACCUUUGUGAGACCGCCAUAGUACACAGCUACUGUGACUUUUGCCAUGUCAACCUAUGCAUACCAUGUAUAGGCAAACACAUCUCAGAUGGCUACGACAAACAUAAAAUUGUCCCUUUCCAGGAACGAAGAUCAACCCUCAUUUAUCCGAAAUGUGAAACACAUCCACAAAAAACGUGCGAAUUGCAGUGCAAAGAUUGUAAUAACAUUUCGAUUUGUUCCUUUUGUACUGCAUCUGAACAACACAGGGGGCAUAUUUUCGUACAAAUAUCAACUGUGUACAAGGCACAGAAAGAAACUAUUGAAAAGGAUACAGAAGAGUUAGUAAACACUUUAUCUCCUACAUAUGAAGAAAUUGCACGCGACUUGGAAAAUCAGCUUGCCAACCUGGAUGGAGGAUAUGAGAAACUUACAUCAGCAAUGUCCAAACAAGGAGAGCAAUGGCACAGAGAAAUUGACAUCAUUAUCAACAAAAUGAAAACUGAAAUAAGCGAGAUUAAAGUAAAGCACAGAGACGUUUUAAAGAAACACUUGGAUGAAAUCAAACAGACACAGUCCCUCAUAAAGCAAACGCUACGUGCCAUAAACGAAAUAGAGAAAUCUACCGAAGUAUCUCCAACCAUUGCGUACAGUUCUAAAAUCAGAGAGUUCAGCACGCUUCCACCCAAGAUUCAGGUAUCACUACCAACAUUCAUUCCAAAACCAAUAGACCGUGAGAAGCUGUAUAGUUUGUUUGGACAGAUCACCCAAUUAUCUACUGCUACAGAGAAAAAUGUCUUGUCACUACACCAACCCAAAACUUCAGUCAGAGAACUACUGGAUGAACCAGAGAUUGUUACCACAAUACAGACUGGGCAUGAAUAUCUACGCAGUGUUGCCUGUCUAAAUGAUGGUAGUAUAUGGACGAGCGGAAAGACCAAUGAUAUCAAAUGCUUCAACAGUAAGGGGUCACUCUUCCAGACAGUCAAGCAAAAAUCAGGUAAUUUCCCCAAUGAUAUAGCUGUAGACAGUGAUGGGGAUCUACUGUACAUUAGUGGGACAACAGGGACAGUAAAUAAAGUAAAGAAUGGGCAGACAGAAGAGAUGAUCAGAUUACUGGAGUGGACGCCUAGUAAACUGUGUGUCACCUCUACUGGUGAUCUCCUGGUUACCAUGUUCAGUGAUAAUGAAACGCAAUCCAAAGUUGUCCGUUACUCGGGAUCUACAGAGAAACAAACCAUUCAAUUUGAUGAUAAAGGUACACCUCUGUACUCAGGGAAUGGUAAGAUUAAAUACAUCACAGAGAACAGAAACCAUGAUAUCUGUGUAGCUGACUGGAAGGCUGGUGAAGUAGUGGUAGUUAAUCAGGACGGGAAACUCAGAUGGAGAUACACCGGUCAUCUCUCAGUUACCAAGAACCAACCAUUUAUACCUUGUGGUAUCACAACAGACAGUCAGAGUCGUAUCCUGACAGCAGACGGUUACAACCAUUGUAUCCACAUUCUAGAUCAGAAUGGACAGUUUCUCCGUUACAUUGAUAACUGUGAUCUGAUGUAUCCUUAUGGUUUAUGUGUGGACAAUAAUGACAAUCUGUUUGUGUGCGAAUUAACUAUGGAUCCCCAUAACAGUGCCCAGGAUGUGCACCGAUGUGACCUUUGUGAGACCGCCAUAGUACACAGCUACUGUGACUUUUGUCAUGUCAACCUCUGCAAGCCCUGUGUAGUAGAUCACAUCUCAGAUGGAUAUGACAAACAUAAAAUAGUCCCUUUCAAGGAACGAAGAUCAACCCUCAUUUAUCCGAAAUGUGAAACACAUCCACAAAAAAUGUGCGAAUUGCAGUGCAAAGAUUGUAAUAACAUUUCGAUUUGUUCCUUUUGUACUGCAUCAGAACAACACAGGGGGCAUACUUUCGUACAAAUAUCAAAUGUGUACAAGGCACAGAAAAAAACUAUUGAAAAGGAUACAGAAGAGUUAGUAAACACUUUAUCUCCUACAUAUGAAGAAAUUGCACGCGACUUGGAAAAUCAGCUUGCCAACCUGGAUGGAGGAUAUGAGAAACUUACAUCAGCAAUGUCCAAACAAGGAGAGCAAUGGCACAGAGAAAUUGACUUCAUCAUCAACAAAACAAAAACUGAAAUAAGCGAGAUUAAAGUAAAACACAGAGACAUUUUACAGAAACACUUGAAUGAAAUAAAACAGAUACAGUCCCUCAUAAAGCAAUCGCUACGUGCCAUACACGAAAUAGAGAAAUCUACCGAAGUAUCUCUAACCAUUGCGUACAGUUCUAAAAUCAGAGAAUUCAGCAAGCUUCCACCCAAGAUUCAGGUAUCAAUGCCAACGUUCAUUCCAAAACCAAUAGACCGUGAGAAGCUGUACAGUUUGUUUGGACAGAUCAUGCCAUUAUCUACUGCUGCAGAGGGAAAGGUCUUGUCACUACACCAACCCAAAACUUCAGUCAGAGAACUACUGGAUAAACCGAAGCGUGUUGCCACAAUACAGACUGGGCAUGAAAGACUACGCAAUGUGACCUGUCUAAAUGAUGGUAGCAUAUGGACGAGCGGAAUGACCAAUGAUAUCAAAUGCUUCAACAGUAAGGGGUCACUCCUCCAGACAGUCAAACAAAAAUCAGGUAAAUACCCCAAUGCUAUAGCUGUAUACAGUGAUGAGGAUCUACUGUAUACUAGUGGGGCAACAAAGACAGUGUAUAAAGUAAAGAGUGACCAGACAGAAGAGUUGAUCAGAUUACAGGGAUGGACGCCUGGUAAACUGUGUGUCACCUCUACUGGUGAUCUCCUGGUUACCAUGUUCAGUAAAGAUGGAACUCAAUCCAAAGUUGUCCGUUACUCGGGAUCUACAGAGAAACAAACAAUUCAAUUUGAAGAUGAAGGUAAACCUCUGUACUCAGGGAAUAGUGCUUUUAAAUACAUCACUGAGAACAGAAAUCAUGACAUCUGUGUAGCUGACUGUGAGGCUGGUGCAGUAGUGGUGGUUAAUCAGGACGGCAAACUCAGAUGGAGAUACACCAGCCAUCCCUCAGUUACCAAGAAUGAACCAUUCGUACCCUGGGGUAUCACAACAGACAGCCAGAGUCAUGUACUGACAGCAGACAUUGACAACCACUGUAUCCAUAUAGUGGAUCAGAAUGGACAGUUUCUCCGUUACAUUGAUAACUGUGAUCUGAAGUAUCCUACUGGUUUAUGUGUGGACAAUAAUGACAAUUUGUUUGUGUGUGAGUUAAACGAAGGCAAUGUAAAGAAAAUCAAAUAUUUGAAAUAGACACUGUCGUUUGUGACAAUGAUAUCAGUUAAAACGUGCUUAACAUUUUGGUUCUUUUAACUAUUCAGUAACAUACAGCAUAUGUUUUAUGAUACUUACAUUAACAAGUUUGAUCAUACCUUAUCAAUUAAUAAAAUGUGGUAGUUGGU
Molecule: messenger RNA, 3449 nt
Organism: Magallana angulata
Lineage: Eukaryota; Metazoa; Mollusca; Bivalvia; Ostreida; Ostreidae
Exons: 2
Coding region: 7-3300 (1097 amino acids)
Biological process (GO): protein polyubiquitination; proteasome-mediated ubiquitin-dependent protein catabolic process; negative regulation of translation
Molecular function (GO): zinc ion binding; translation repressor activity; ubiquitin protein ligase activity
Source: RefSeq, a predicted model, not a curated record